UGCAUCGUGAUUUCAUCCGAGCGCAGCUGCGAGACACGCUGGAAUCCAAACGGGCUUUUUCUAUGUGCAAACAUUUGUUUCUGAGGCUUUUCCUCUCGCUAUCAUCCUCGUGCAGCGCAUCAGUGUUUUCUGUCUCACCACAUGAGUUGGAUUUUAAUACUGUGAAGCCUCAUGGAAUCAGACGCCGGACGGGUUUGGUCUCCUGCUGGAUUAAAAGCAUUGUUCAGUCAGAUGAGCGGCGCAGACAGACACUGAGAGCUGAGGUCGUGUCAGAAGAGCAGGCGAGGAUGAAACUGAAGCUCAGUAAAAGAAAUUCCCCCUGGGGGAGCCAUAGACAGAUGUGGAGCCCCUGGAGCCACUGACCUUGUGUCUGGAUGAUCUAUGGAUGGAGACCACCCGCCCUCAAGAGUCAGUCUUCCACUGCUGAGCAAUUCCACAUUGGCAGACGCAAACAAAUGUUGCUCGGUAAUUGCUGAGUGUCUACAGUCUGGGCGUUGGGUUCCUACACUCCAUUUUCACAAAGUUACCUUCCUGUUACAAGAAAAACGACCGUACUUAGUCUGGAGAACUCUGACCCACGAUCCAGCAAAUUCAAGCCAAGCUUCCGGGAAAGCCCAUGUAUCCUCACAUCACCUUCCAAUCGCAUGACCGUGAAAGAGGAAAGUUAUGGCAUCUCAUCGAGAAUGCUGAGGUCGGGCAGGCGUGCGGUCUAACAGGAUCAAUACAGCCUCGCUGAUUAAUGGGCAGAUUUCUCUUCCAUUUAGUGCACUGGGGAAGAAUCAUCUGCCAAGACCAAGAUUGUGAAACCAGGUCUCUUCGCUCUUUAAGAGUUGCAUUUCCAUUGCAAAGUAACCCUGCUCUAGACCUUUUUUGGCCCUUUGUAUCAUUUAACACUUUGUCUUCAGAUUUACAAUCAAUACGACUUUUGCAAUGCAGUGUGAAUUAAACUGUCAAUCAGACACAAUUGGCUUUGUGGUAGGAUAAGUUCUUUUUACUUUGUUCCUGAGUCAAGUUCACAAAAUAUUGGGAAUGCAAAUGCCUUUAAAAAUCACCGACCUGGGUUGAAAAGAUAGCCCCUCCAAACCAGCAAAGCUUGACCCUGCUGAUUAAUAGGCGGAUCUCUCUUCCAUUUAGUGCGCGGGGAAGAAUCAUUUGCCAAGACCAAGAUUGCGAAACACGUCUCUUUUUCAAGUGUUGCAUUUCUGUUGAAAAGCAAUCCCGCGCUGGACCGGUUUUGGAACUUUGUUUCAUUUUACACAAAUUCUUCAGAUUUACAAUUAUUCUGAGAAUAGUCAUCUGCCAAGACCAAGAUUGUGAAACAGGACUCUUUGGUUUUCAAGAGUUACAUUUCCAUUGAAAAGUAAUCCUGCUCUAGACCUUUUUUGGCACUUUGUAUCAUUUAACGCUGUAUCUUCAGAUUUACAACCCUUGCAAAGCCUUGAAUCAAACUGUCAAUUGGAAGCAAUUGGCUUUUUUGGUAAAAUACGUUAUUUUUACUUCAUUCCUGGGUCAAGUUUACAAAAUAUUGGAAAUGCAAAUGCCUUCAAAGUUAGCAGAACUGGACUGAAAAGACAGUCAAUCCAACCAGCACAGUAAAGCCUGACCCUGCUGAUUAAUGAGUGGAUUUCUCUUCCAUUUAGUGCAUCAGGGAAGAAUCUGCCAAGACCUAGACUGUGAAAUAGGUCUCUUUGGAUUUCAAAAGUGGUAUUUUUAUUGAAAAGUAAUCCUGUACUGGACCUUCUUUGGAACUUUGUAUAAUUUAGCACUGCUUCUUCAGAUUUAUGAUCAGUUAGAGAAGAAUCAUUUGCCGAGACCGAGAUUGUGAAACUAGGUCACUAGGUCUUCAAAAGUUGAAUUUCAAUCGCAAAUUAACCCUGCUGUAGACCUUUGUUGGCCCUUUGUAUAAUUUAACACUAUUCCUUCAGAUGUACAAUCAGUACAAGCCUUGCAAAGCAUUGUGAGCAACUGGCUUUUGGUAGGACAAUUCCUUUUCACUUUGUUCCUGGGAUAAGUUUAUGAAAUAUUAGAAAUGCAAAUACCUCCACUGUUCACAAAACUGGGAUGAAAAAGCAACUGCUCGAACCAGCUCCAACUUGAAGAGUCCUUCGAACCCAAGUGCAACGGAGUGGACAACAUUGCUGUGAGUGAGUGCAUGCGGUGGUGGCCCUCAGCAUGGUGUUGCCACCACCGGACAAGCGGCACGUGUGUCUUACCACCUUUGUCAUCAUGACCAGCAUGGCCUUCAUGGAUGCCUACCUGGUGGAGCAGAAUCAGGGGCCACGAAAGAUCGGCGUCUGCAUCAUUGUCCUGGUCGGGGAUGUCUGCUUUCUUAUCGUCCUCCGCUACGUGGCGGUUUGGGUCGGAGCAGAAGUGCGAACAGCACGACGAGGAUACGCCAUGAUCCUUUGGUUCCUCUAUAUCUUUGUGUUGGAGAUAAAGCUUUACUUUGUCUUCCAGAACUGUAAGGCUGAUCGCAAGAGUCUGGAGACUGUUGCCCGGAAAGCUUUGACUUUAUUGCUGUCCAUUUGUGUGCCAGGCCUCUAUCUGGUUCUGGUGGCUCUGGACAGCAUGGAAUACGUCCGUACCUUUCGUAGAAAGGAGGACAUGAGGGGUCGGCUCUUCUGGGUGGCUUUGGACUUGCUGGACCUGCUGGAUAUGCAGGCAAACCUUUGGGAGCCGCAGCGGACGGGUUUGCCCAUUUGGGCGGAAGGUUUGAUGUUCUUCUACUGCUACAUUUUGCUUCUGAUUCUUCCCUGCGUGUCCCUGAGCGAGAUCAGCGUGCAGGGCGACCACGUGUCCCCCCAGAAGAUGAUGCUCUAUCCUCUUCUCAGUCUGGUCACCAUCAACAUCGUCACCAUCCUAAUACGUGGCGUCAACAUGGUACUCUUUCAGGACAGCCGGGUUUCCACUAUCUUCGUUGGCAAGAACGUGGUGGCCAUCGCGACCAAGGCGUGCACCUUUCUCGAGUACCGGAAACAAUCUAGAGAAUUCCCGAAUCGAGAGAACGCAACCGGAAUUCCCAUGGAAGUCCAGCAGAACUCGGUGGGACAUGGACAAGCUUUGCCAAAUGCUACGAGCCUCCCACAUGAACCCACCCCAGCACGGGAGAUUAUGGAUACAUGACCAAGGAGCCAAAACCAUGGAUUUUCUUUAACUGAAACUACCAGAUACGAACUGUUGAACUGUUUUGGGGUGUUUUUGGUCCAGCAUUACGAGGUGCUCGGUCCUCUUGUGGACUGAGGUAACUCAGCCAAAUAUGAGCUGUAUUGUUCCAAGAAAAACAUUCAGUGUUUUAUAAUUCAUUCUCCACAACUGGCAAUGAAGAACCAAGUGCUGUUUUCUUUCUGUACAGUAGCUGAAUGACUGUGAUGAAAAAUACUUUUCCUGUUUGAGAGACUAAACUCUUGUUUCCACAUCCACUUUGUGUGUCUGGCUUCCUGUUGUCAUGGUGCAUCAGAUAUUUACCUCUCUUGCAAGUACUGAAUGGGAGAACGGAACUAGAGUGCAAUGAGUUUAUUAUUGAGGGUUAGGUGAGGUUGAUGUUUGUGACCAAUUUCGGGGAGUAGUCCUACAUGCCUGCAGUAUGUGUUUGCGCUUGUGCUGCGAUGUGUUGACAUUUAAAGAAAUGAGAAUGAGAGGGAAAUGUAAGAAAUUUGUGUCCGAUGACCUUUAUGGAAUUAUUUAGGAAAAAGUCAGUGAAUGCACUUCCACUUGGUUGGUAUAUGGAUUAUUAUUGUUAUCAUUGUUAUUAUAAUUAUUAUUAUUAUUAUAUAUACCACUUGUGUACUUGCUUUUUUACAUUUUUGU
Molecule: messenger RNA, 3807 nt
Organism: Labeo rohita (rohu)
Lineage: Eukaryota; Metazoa; Chordata; Actinopteri; Cypriniformes; Cyprinidae
Gene: tmem121ab
Product: transmembrane protein 121Ab
Exons: 2
Coding region: 2173-3123 (316 amino acids)
Source: RefSeq, a predicted model, not a curated record